Molecule: messenger RNA, 789 nt
Organism: Striga hermonthica
Lineage: Eukaryota; Viridiplantae; Streptophyta; Magnoliopsida; Lamiales; Orobanchaceae
Source: the annotation of a GenBank genome assembly
AUGGCGGAGGAGGAGGAGGCGGAAAACGUGGCGGCGCGAUUGGGAUCAUUCGACGGCAAAGUUAGCUUAGUAAGUGAUCACGAAGAAGAGAUUAUGAUUCUUUGGGCAAUCCAGCAGCCCAUUUUCGCCAAGCACAACGCCUUUGUGAAGCAGACCUCUCUUCAGCUAAACAUCGAUGCUUGUGGCCGUUCUCUCUCCAUACUCCAGUCCCCUUCUUCACUGAUCACUCCAGGGGUAACUGGUGCUGUCAUGUGGGACAGUGGCAUUGUUCUUGGGAAGUUUCUAGAGCAUUCUGUAGAACUAGGAGCCGUAUCCCUCCAAGGAAAGAAAGUUGUGGAGUUGGGCUCUGGCUGCGGAUUAGUCGGCUGCAUAGCUGCUUUGUUGGGAGCUCAAGUAGUUCUGACUGACCUGCCCGAUAGGCUGAAGCUAUUAAGGAAGAAUAUCGAGUCCAAUCUUUAUGGAGAUGUUCGUGGCUCGGCAUCUGUAGAAGAACUGUCAUGGGGAGAUGAUCUCGACACAGAUCUUACUGAUCCAUCACCUGAUUUUGUGUUUGGCUCGGAUGUUGUUUAUAGUGAAGGAGCUGUGGUGGAUUUGGUGCACACACUCACAAGGCUUUGCGGGAAACAAACGACUGUCAUUUUAGCUGGAGAGCUUCGGAACGAUGCCAUCCUCGAGUACUUUUUGGAAGCUGCCAUGAAAGUGUUUGUUGUGGGCCGAGUUGAUCGGGAGCAGUGGCAUCCAGAUUAUUGCACUUCACGUGUUGCGGUCUAUGUUUUGGUGAAGAAGUAG